This is a messenger RNA of Linum trigynum, 1722 nucleotides long. The record is from the annotation of a GenBank genome assembly. NCBI's taxonomy places the organism in Eukaryota, Viridiplantae, Streptophyta, Magnoliopsida, Malpighiales, Linaceae.
AUGGCCACAGAAGAGGAGGAAUUUCUCACCAAAGAUGGGACUGUGGAUUAUGAAGGGAAUCCUGCUGAUAAGAGGAAAACUGGAACCUGGAAGGCCUGCCCCUUCAUCAUAGGAAAUGAAUGCUGUGAGAGAUUGGCUUACUAUGGCAUGAGCUCCAACCUCGUGCUUUACUUCAAGAACAAGCUCAACCAAAGCAGCGCCACUGCUACCAAAAACAACUCUAACCGGGGCGGAACAUGCUACAUUACACCUCUCCUAGGAGCAUUUCUAGCCGAUGCUUAUCUCGGUAGAUACUGGACGAUUGCUGGUUUCUCAAUCAUCUAUGUUUUUGGGAUGACGCUUCUGACAAUGUCAGCAUCAAUGCCUGGCCUGAGACCAGCAUGUACUGCAGAGGACAAGUGCCAAUCCACUGAUGGCCAGAGCGCGGUUUUCUUUGUAGCUCUCUACAUGAUAGCUCUGGGAACGGGUGGGAUCAAACCUUGUGUGUCUUCCUACGGGGCUGACCAGUUUGAUGAUGCUGACACGGUUGAGAAGGAGCACAAGGCUUCUUUCUUCAACUGGUUCUACUUUUCCAUCAACGUAGGUGCCUUAAUUGCUAGCUCUGUGCUGGUUUGGGUCCAGGACAAUGUGAGCUGGGGAUGGGGUCUUGGGAUUCCAGCCAUGGCGAUGGCGAUUGCUGUUGUUAGCUUCUUUUCAGGUACUCGAAAGUAUAGGUAUCAGAAACCUGGAGGAAGCCCUCUCACGCGUAUCUGUCAGGUCAUGGUGGCCUCCUUCAGAAAGUACAGAGUUAGUGUCCCCGAUGACAAAUCCCUCCUCUAUGAGAUUGCUGACUCUGAAUCCAACAUCUCCGGAUACCGAAAACUUGACCAUACCGAAGACUUCAGAUGUAUUGACAAAGCAGCUGUGGAAACAGAGAAAGACCAGAUAAAGGAGGCAGCAAUGGACCCAUGGAGGCUCUGCACCGUAACCCAGGUGGAGGAAUUCAAGGCAAUCAUCCGCCUGCUCCCCAUAUGGGCGACUGGGAUAGUGUCCGCUGCAAUGUACAGCCAAAUGGGCAACCUCUUUAUCCUCCAAGGGGACACAAUGGACAAGCGAUUGGGCCACUCCAAGUUCAAGAUCUCAGCAGCGAACGUCUCGGUGUUCGACACACUCAGCGUCAUCUUCUGGAUCCCAAUCUACGACAGGAUCAUCGUCCCGGCUGCCAGGAAAUUCACGGGCCACAAAAACGGGUUCACCCAGCUCCAACGAAUGGGAAUCGGGCUCGUCAUCUCGACCUUCUCCAUGGUCUGUCCGGCGAUCCUGGAGCUCAUCAGGCUGAGGAUGGUGAGGAAGCACAACUAUUACGACCUCGACUCGGUCCCCAUCUCCAUAUUCUGGCAGGUCCCGCAGUAUUUCCUGAUGGGCUGCGCUGAGGUGUUCACCAACAUUGGGCAGCUGGAGUUCUUCUACGAGCAGGCGCCUGAUGCAAUGCGGAGCUCGUGCUCGGCCCUUUCCUUGACGACUAUAGCGCUGGGGAGUUACCUGAGCUCCCUGCUGGUCACCAUUGUUACUGGUUUGACCACCAGAGGAGGGAAGCCUGGGUGGAUUCCUGAUAACUUGAACUAUGGACACGUGGAUUACUUCUUCUGGCUGCUGGCGGGUCUCAGCUUUGUCAACUUGGUGGCAUUUGUGGUAAUUGCUAGACGUUAUACCUACAAAAAGCCGGUGGGUACAUUGCGUUAG